Tetranychus urticae (two-spotted spider mite) is the source of this 935-nucleotide messenger RNA. RefSeq lists its product as uncharacterized. The record is from RefSeq and is a predicted model, not a curated record. Lineage: Eukaryota; Metazoa; Arthropoda; Arachnida; Trombidiformes; Tetranychidae. Gene Ontology annotation, molecular function: ferric iron binding; oxidoreductase activity, acting on single donors with incorporation of molecular oxygen, incorporation of two atoms of oxygen.
UACAAUUAGUUUUUCCGAAUAAUUCAUCACAAAUCUCCACAACUGUCUAACUAUCUCAGUUAACCUAAUAAUAUUGUCAACUCAAAAUCGUUGUACAUCAUUGAAAAUGUUCAAACUUGUAUUACUUGUAACUCUUUUCAACAUUGCCUAUGUUUCCACUCAUUCAGAGAGACCUGGAAAAUUCUUGGAACAUGAUCGAUCAAUAGUCAACUGUGCCCGAUACAAGAGAGAAGCCAAUCAACACACCUGUGUCCUCGCCCCAUUCGCAACUGAAGGUCCAUACUUCUUAGCCGAUGACUUGGAACGAUCUGACAUCACUGAUGGUCAAACUGGAGUUAACUUGGACUUGAAUCUUAAACUAACCAACGCUAAAGAUUGUUCACCUUUAUCCGGCUAUUUCGUUCACAUUUGGAACGCCAAUGCUUUGGGACACUACUCAGGUGUACAAGAAUUCAAUAAGUUUCCUAAACAAACUUUCCGUCCAAAACCAAUCUACGAUACAAGAUGGCUUCGUGGUUAUCAAGUCACCAAUGAAGAUGGUGAAGUAAACUUCAAGACAAUCGUCCCUGGUUGGUAUUACGGUCGUUGUCUUCACAUUCAUGUUGAAGUUUACUCCAAAAAUACAACCGACACCAACGCAAUCACCUACAUUGGACAACUUUACUUCAAGAGAGAAUUGCCUGUUCAAUUGAAGCUGGUCGAGCCUUAUUCAAGCAAUCAAAAUGAGUUGAAAUUCAAUGAACAAGACAAAGUCUUCAAUGGAAUGCAUGGAAAUGACACCAUUACCGAGUUGGUCUUCGAAGAAAACAAUGCAAAGACUAGUUUCAUUCUAGCACUCGAUCCAACAGUCACUACUUUAACAAACGGAACCGUUGUUAAUUAAGAAUGUAUUGACCUAAACUAAUAUUGAUUUAAAUAAAAGUAUUAUUCUUCAA